Molecule: messenger RNA, 688 nt
Organism: Setaria italica (foxtail millet)
Lineage: Eukaryota; Viridiplantae; Streptophyta; Magnoliopsida; Poales; Poaceae
Exons: 4
Coding region: 79-468 (129 amino acids)
Source: RefSeq, a predicted model, not a curated record
AAGGGUUUGCUCGGCUUCCUCUCUCCCUCCCCCUUCCCUCCCGCGGCGGCGCCUGCGAGACCCAUCCGCCGCCACGCCAUGGCCAAGUUCAACGUGGUGCAGAAGAACAAGCGCCAGUGGAAGCAGGACCGCAAGCGCGCCGCGCAUGGGGAGCCCGGCACCGGCAAGCUCAAGCAGCGGACCGCGCCCAUCUCCAUGUCCGGCAAGCGGAAGCGCAAGAUCGAGCGCCGCCUCAACCGGGAUCAGAAAGAGGCUGCGAUGAUUAAGGCUCUCGAGAACAACAUGGGGGAUGUCGACAUGGUCUCUGCUGAAGAGUCUUCAGAAGCUGCAAAGGGCAAGUCUCAAGUGAAGGUCAGUGUGAAGAAAAGCUCCAGGAUACAGAUCAAAAGAUUAAAAGGCAAAGGUAGAAAGAAAGCCAAAAAUGCAAAGCCGCCUACAAAGGGCAAAGUUGACGCCAUGGUAGAAUGAAGGAUAGGUACUGCGAAGCCUUUGUACGUUUGCUGAGAACCAGCAAGGAUUGCAGAGACUGACCUCGCCAAAGUGGGGAGCGUGAACUACCUUGCGGCUUGUGCCACUACCGCCUGAAUGUUCAUUAGGAACUACUUAGAUCUGGUGUUAAUGUAUCGAACUUCAAACAUGAAUCAAGUUUUGUAAUAGUUGAGUAUGCAUGGGUUUUUUUUCAUGUUCU